Messenger RNA from Syzygium oleosum, 3623 nucleotides. Its product is annotated as disease resistance protein RUN1-like. Gene Ontology annotation, molecular function: protein binding; ADP binding. NCBI's taxonomy places the organism in Eukaryota, Viridiplantae, Streptophyta, Magnoliopsida, Myrtales, Myrtaceae. The transcript is spliced from 5 exons. The record is from RefSeq and is a predicted model, not a curated record. Gene Ontology annotation, biological process: defense response; signal transduction. Bases 89 to 3532 code for a protein of 1147 amino acids.
CGAGAGAACGCCCGAGAGAGAGAGAGAGAGAGAGAGUGAGAGCGAGCAAGCGAAUUGGUCCUUGGCGUUUCUAAUAUUUUUCCGAGUUAUGGCUUCUGCGGUUGUGGCUGCUGGAAUGAAGCGAAAAAGAGAGGAAUCAUCUUCAACCUUAUCGUUGUCAUCUGGACUCAAUCAUGAAGUAUUCUUGAAUUUUAGAGGUACAGAUACUCGUGAAGAAUUCACAGAUGUCCUUCACGAAAAACUGAAAAAUGCAGGGAUCGUGGUCUUCAGAGACGAUGAAAAGCUCUGUGCCGGAGAAGAGAUCAAUAAGGGGCUAAAAGAUGCGAUCAAGCGGUCAAGGAUCUCGAUAGCCAUCUUCUCCAAAGAUUAUGCUUCUAGUAAAAGUUGCCUCAUGGAGCUGGUACAAAUGUGGGAGUGCAGAAAAUCAAAUGGACAGAUUAUUAUCCCCAUUUUCUAUGAUGUUACUCCCAAAGAAGUAAAACACCAGACUGGGGAUUUUGCAACGUCCUUCGAGAAACAUAAGGAUGACAAAGUCCACUCAGAUACCAUCAAAACAUGGAAGGAGGUUCUUGAAAAGAUCGUUGAGUUAGUUGGAUAUGAGCGGAAGAACAUAAAUAGCGGGCAUGUGACCGACCUCCUAGAAAACGUUGUUACACGUGUCAGGCAGGAGUUGACUGAGGAUGACCAAGAUGUAAUCGACAAACUAGUUGGAAUCGAUCUUCAUGUUCAAGAGAUGAUGACAAAGCUUGGUGUUGUCUACAGCCAUGGACAAGCGAUGAAAGUAUGUGGAGAAGGCGUACGUGUUGUCGGAAUAUGCGGUAUGUCGGGUGUCGGAAAGACUACACUUGCAAAGGUUGUCUUCAACAAGAUUCAUAAGUUGUUUGAUGAAUGUAGCUUCUUCAAAGGUAUAAAUUCAGAAGGAGUCAAGGUUUCCCAAGAUCUUUUGAUUGCUGACCUUCAAAACGAAAAACCUGAACCACUGAGACCUUUUGGUAAAGGUAAUAAAAAAAUAAAAAGUCUUUUUACCAACAUGAAGGUUCUCAUUGUGCUUGACGAUGUGCAUGAGGAUCAACAAAUUGAGGCAUUAGCUGGGAAGCUUACUUGGUUGGGUUCAGGAAGUAGAAUCAUUGUGACCACAGAUAACAGAGAUGUUUUAAAUGUUUUCGACGAUGAAGCAGUUGAAAAAUACAAGGUUAAACCAAUGGAAAAUCACCAUGCUCAUCAACUCUUUUGUAAGCAUGUUUUUCAAGAGAAUGCCCCCCCAGAUGUCCCCGAGUACGAUUCCUUGUCCAGAGACAUCGUCAAAGCUCUUGGAGGGCUUCCUAUGGCUAUUGUGCUUCGGGCAAAAUUUUUAAAGAAAAAGAAGAAUAUAGAGAUGUGGAGAAGUACCCGGGAUUCCUUAAAAAACCAUCCACAUGAGAGAAAAGUAGAAGCUGCCCUUAAGGCCAGUUACGAAUCUUUAGAUGAUCGUACAAAGGAGAUAUUCCUAGACAUAGCAUGUUUUUUUAUUGGAAAGGAUGAGAGGAUUGCCUCUUACAUGUGGAAGGCUUGUGGUUACUUUCCUCCUAUAGAAAUAGAAGAACUUCGUGACAUGCAUUUCUUGGAAGAUGGAGAAAAUAAUGAAUUAAGAAUGCACAGUCUGUUAAGAGACUUUGGCAGGAAGCUUGUUGAGAAGAACGUUCUUCAAGAGCGCUGCAGGAUUUGGAAAUUCAGUGAUGCACGUUCCAUUCUAAUGGACGGUCAGAGUAAUGAACGUGUCCAAGGCAUUAGUCUCCUAGUUGAAGAGGCUUGCACCGUCCCUUUUACAUGUGAAAAAUUUGGCAAAAAAUCAAAAUUGAGGUACCUCAGACUGGAUGGGGCUAACAUUGUGGGAACAUCUGAGAAUCUUCUUCCAAAUUUGAAGUACCUCAGACUGGAUGGCACUAACAUUGAGGAAAAAUCUAAGGAAAAUCCUAAGAAUCUUCUUCCAAAUUUGAGGUGGCUAGAUUGGCGAAAGUGCCAUUUCAUUUCUGAGCUAUGUGAUGUGGAUUUGAAGGAGUUAGUCAUUCUCGAUCUGUCCAGGAAUCCAGUCACCAGAUAUUCACAAGUCUGGAGGCAAAUCAUGGAGAAGGUGAAGGAAUUGAAAGUCUUGAACCUACAAGGAUGUGAUCUGUUAGGAGCAUCAUUGAAGUUUUCAGCUUCAUUCGAUUUGGAGAUGUUGAUAAUGGAAGAUUGUACUCGGUCACCUGGACUUGGGACGUACAUCAGUAAACUGGAGCGCUUGCAAUACUUGAAUUUGAGAAACUACAAGGGAGUCCAGCAGUUGCUACAACAACUGCGCGGCAAGGAACUUUUGACGGAACUUCUGAUUGAUGGAACUGACAUCGAAGAAAUUCAUAUUGAGAAUGAUUCUUUGAAGAAUCUUGAAGUACUUAGUGCUCGUGACUGUAAAAAAUUGAAAGAUAUAUCCCCAAUUGGCCACCUAACGAAACUCAAAAGUCUUGCUCUGGAUGGUGCUAAUAUUGAUUGGGUUCCAAAAACUUUUGAAUUUCCUCAGGAUCUUCAGACACUUUCUUUAAGGAAUUGUUCAAUGUUCGAAGAACUUCCACCUUCCAUCGGGAAGCUGGAGAAGCUGGAGGUAAUGGACCUUUCAGACACUAGAAUCACAGAACUACCAGAGUCAGUCAAGGAUUUGAGAAAUUUAAAGACGCUGAAGAUGGAACGCACUCACCUACAAAAUUUUCCUGAAGAUAUUGUGAACUUAAAGAAACUGGAAGAGAUAGAUUUCUCUGGCUGCAAAAGUUUGGUGGCCCAAGAUAGUUGUGAUAUUUCAGGACUAUCCUCUUUGAGAAUUUUGAGAUUAUCAUCAUCCAAUGUGGCUGGGCUGCCUCAGGGCAUUUGUGGUCUCUCUCGCCUCCGAACCCUUGACGUAAGUAAAUGCGAACGACUUCAAACACUACCAGAGUUGCCCUCCAGUUUACUCACUCUCUGCUGGGGAUCCAAAAUCAUGGCAGCCCCCGAAUUGACAAAUCUGACGAAUCUAAAAGAGCUAUGCUUGAACAAUGAUGAGCGGCCAGAAGCAGGGUCAUCGAAUCCGACCCCAGAUAUUGGGUGGAUCUUGGGAUUAACAAGUCUAGAGACCUUUGAAUUGUCCCUUCCAAAUGUCACCAGUCUCCCUGGGGAUUUUAGAGCCCUUACUCAGCUCCGGGAACUCACUUUAUCCUACAUGAAGGAGCUAGUCCUCACACAACUUCGCUUGUCCCGAAGCUUAUGGACUCUGCGUCUCAAACACUGCAACAUUCAAAAGUCAAACUUUUCUGGUCUGAAAUAUCUGUCAGAACUAGAACUAGAGGACUGCGAUUUAGCAGAGAUUGAUGGUCUGGAAGAUUUAACGCUUUUGGAAGUCCUGAAAAUUUCUCGAUGCAAGGGUAUAACAAACCUUAAUGGGCUAAAAAAAAUAGGAUGUCUCCGGAUGGUGCAAGUUUUCUCUUCUCCUCAAGUCAUUCUACCAAAAUUAUCCGAACGUGUUGUAGUGGACAGAUGCGAUCAUUAGUCUAUACGUCCGUAUCUUGCAUUCUUCUCGGUCAGUGGAUAGAUAGUCUCUGUCCUGUAUGAACUACUAUUGAACUUUCGAGUCUUCGACA